Wasmannia auropunctata (little fire ant) is the source of this 972-nucleotide messenger RNA. RefSeq lists its product as uncharacterized. The transcript has 7 exons. Bases 89 to 649 code for a protein of 186 amino acids. The record is from RefSeq and is a predicted model, not a curated record. Lineage: Eukaryota; Metazoa; Arthropoda; Insecta; Hymenoptera; Formicidae.
CGAGGCAGCUGUACGAGCUCAUGAACUCCCUCGAGUUGCGACCUUUGAUUUGGAGUCUGUGUUGGACACUCCGAGUUCUUCGAGUUGAAUGAAAAAAAAUCUCCAUAGCACCCCACUAUCUAAACGAAAGAUGGAAAACGAAUAUCAGGAUGAAGAAUCAAUUUUGCGUAAUCCCAUAGAAGCCUUUACAUACCAUGAAAGGAUAUUAUGGAUGAUAGAUGAACGAAAUGAUGUUGUGGAAUUUAUGACAAAAAUAACGCGCCUAAGUUUAGAUAUGAGUGAAAUUUUAAAAAAUUCUACUCAAUUACAUGAAGAACAACUAUCAUUUGCAAGUUUGGAAUUGCAAGAAAUAAUAAAAGGUCUUAAUGAUUUAUUUUCAAGAAUACAAAAAUUUGGAUUGAGUAUCGAAGACCAACAAAUGUUUGAAGAAUCUAGUGUGAUACUACCAAGAGAAAUGUCGAAAUAUCCAAUAACAAUAAUAGAUCUAAGCACAAAGAUACAAAAAAUGUUAAUGGAAAAAUUUUUCGAAGGCAAACAAGCAGGCAGUCAAACAGUGGAUGCACUAUAUAGAGAAACAUUGCAAUUAGAAGAAAUAGAAACACGCUUUCGUAAUAUAAUUUUAAGAAUGACAAACGAGGGAAAUCCUUAAAUGUUUAAAAAAAAUUUGGAGAUUGCGCAGUGUCUCCCGCAUGCGGCAUGUCGCCCGCUUAUUCCGGCGUCCCGCUCUUGAUUCCACAGUACACAUACGGAGAAAAUUUUAUAUUAAGUUUUAAUAACAUUUUGAAUCAUAUUUUACUAUUUUUUAAAAUUGUGUUAUUGCAGUGGACCAUCAUAUCUCUAUAGAUUAAUUACGCAACACAACAUAGUAAAAUUUAAAACUAACUUCACCUUAACAACUAUUACAUAUUUGACAUAGUAAAAAUUCGUGAAUCAAAGUUAUUAUCUUUAUUGUGUAAUAUUGUAAAAUUAUUG